AUGGUUUUCAUACUACAUAAUUUCGCAUGUUGCACCAUAUUAUUCAAGCAGGUCAAUCCAACAUUAACGCAAGAGCAGCUCAUAUCUUAUUGUAGAAGUGUUGAUAUUGACGUCAUGUCAUACAGCCCGUUUGGUUUUAUGGUGUCCAGAAGAAAAGAAAACAAGCUUUCACCCAGAUUCGAUGAUCCGGAGUUGACGAAAAUUGCCGAAAAAUAUGGAAAAACUACAAGUCAAGUCGUACUCCGUUAUUUGAUUGACCGAGGAACCAUUCCGAUACCGAAAUCGACAAAUAAGGAGCGAAUAAUUCAAAACAUCGACAUAUUCGAUUUCAGUUUAACCGAAGACGAAAUUGCUAAUAUAAAUAAGUUUAACAAGAAUAUAAGAGUUGUAGAUAUUGUUGAAUGGAGAGAUCAUCCUUACUAUCCGUUUAACAAAGCCUAA
Molecule: messenger RNA, 441 nt
Organism: Parnassius mnemosyne (clouded apollo)
Lineage: Eukaryota; Metazoa; Arthropoda; Insecta; Lepidoptera; Papilionidae
Source: the annotation of a GenBank genome assembly